This is a messenger RNA of Apiotrichum porosum, 1590 nucleotides long. RefSeq lists its product as uncharacterized. Gene Ontology annotation, biological process: protein localization to nuclear inner membrane; nuclear pore organization; NLS-bearing protein import into nucleus. Bases 1 to 1590 code for a protein of 529 amino acids. The transcript has 4 exons. NCBI's taxonomy places the organism in Eukaryota, Fungi, Basidiomycota, Tremellomycetes, Trichosporonales, Trichosporonaceae. Gene Ontology annotation, molecular function: structural constituent of nuclear pore. The record is from RefSeq and is a predicted model, not a curated record. Gene Ontology annotation, cellular component: nuclear pore central transport channel; nuclear pore.
AUGGCCUUUUCAUUUGGCGCGCCAGCGCAACAACAGGCGCAGCCUACAACAUCACUCUUUGGCAACACGGCCGCCGCCUCGACUAGCCAGCCCAGUGCGUUUGGCUCGUUUGGCCAGCAGCCAGCAGCUCAGCCUGCACAGGCCGCUGGCACGUCGCUCUUUGGCUCGACGGCUGCCAAGCCUGCUGGCGGCCUGUUUGGCUCUGCUGCACCCGCCGCGCCUGCAGCUGGCGGAGGCCUGUUCGGAUCCACGCCCGCUGCUAGCGCAUCGACCGGUGGCCUCUUUGGCCAACAGCAACAGCCUGCUGCCACUGGCGGUCUCUUUGGUUCGACCAGUGCUGCCCAGCCCGCCGCUGGAGGUGGUCUGUUUGGCGCUCCCAAGCCGGCAACCACGGGUCUCUUUGGCUCGACCUCUGCCGCGCCCCAGCCUGCCACUGGUGGUCUCUUCGGAUCGACCUCGGCCGCCCCGCAGCCCGCUGCUGGAGGUCUCUUUGGCUCGACUGGAGCCGCUCCUGCCGCUGGUUCGAGCAUCUUUGGCGCCAAGCCCGCUGCUCCUGCUGGUGGACUCUUUGGCUCGACGUCCCAGCCUGCUCAGCCCGCCGGUGGCCUCUUUGGAUCCACUGCUCAACCAGCUCAGCCCGCUGGUGGUCUUUUUGGCUCCACCGCCCAGCCCGCUCAGCAACCUGUCGGCGGUCUGUUUGGCAGCACGGCCCAGCCGGCCCAGAGCUCCGUGUUCGCGUCCACCUCCAACCCCCUGGCCGGCUCGACUGUCAAGCAGCAGGAACCCGAUAUCGAGAGCCGCAUAAUGUCGAUCCAGCGCGCAUGGGACGUCAACUCGCCCGAGUGCCAGUUCAAGUACUACUUCUACAACGUUGUCGAGCCCGGUACGGCCCACCACUACGGACGGCCAGCCAAUGCCACAGAUGAUGCCAAGUGGGCGAGGGCAGUGAGGGACAACCCCGACCCCGAUUCACUGGUGCCCGUGCUCGCGACAGGAUGGGCAGAUGUCAAGAAACGCGUGCAGGCGCAGGAGCAGACUGCGAGCGUGCACCAGCAGCGCGUCAAGGAGCUGAACGAGGCCCUGGCCAACUUGAGCCGCCAGACGGCCCUUUCCUCGUCUGUGCGACUGGCAGCGCUCCAGACACACCUCGCCCAGCUCACCCAGCGGCUCAUGCACCUCGCUGCGCUGUCUCCGUCGUUUACGGGCAUGCAGAACUCGGCCUUCCGUCCCGAAGAAGGCGAGAUGAAGCACACCCUCGAGGGCGUCAAGGACUCGCUCGACGGCCGCGUCCGCGCCGCGCCCAAGGGCAGUGUGGGCCUCACGUCGCGCCCGCACGCGACCAACAAGGGCCGCAUGCUCGGCCAGAUCAACGAGCUGUGGGGCGCCGUCGAGGAGGUGCGCCGCCAGCGCCGCGCCCGUGGCGGCGACCAGGCCCAGUGGGCCGGCGACGAAAAGCUCCUCACGGAGAUUGCGACCGUGCUCGAGCAGCAGCAGGCGGCCAUCACCAAGCUGAGCGAGCUGGCGAACAAUGCGGUCUUUGACGCAGACGUCAUGCGCCAGGGCCUGGGUAUUGUGGAGAGCAGGAAGUAG